Messenger RNA from Tigriopus californicus, 1517 nucleotides. RefSeq lists its product as uncharacterized. The record is from RefSeq and is a predicted model, not a curated record. Bases 579 to 1499 code for a protein of 306 amino acids. The transcript has 4 exons. Lineage: Eukaryota; Metazoa; Arthropoda; Copepoda; Harpacticoida; Harpacticidae.
UGUUUCAUCCAACUUCCCAAAGCUCUCUUUUCAAACUCUAAAAUAUGUCCAUGAAAAGCGUCGUAUUAGGAUUCGGAGGGAGAUGCGCUCCCUCGGAUGGCUUUUUUGCCAUGAUGCGGAGAAAUAUUGAACAAGCUUCAGUCUGACUUCAAUCCACUCACAAGUGAGUUGGACUGAUUUGCUUUUAAAAAUUCUCUAAAAAGCCUUACAAAGUUUCUAACUGACGGAAAUUACAUAAUAUAUCCUUUUCUUCGGAACCACAAUGCAUUGACAAAUCAAGUUCGAUUUCCUGCGUUUUCAAAGUCAUCCUCCCAGGAUUCAAAGUUUAUUGAAACUAGAGAGCUCGUUUAAAGCUUUGAGCGUGAGUGACAUACCUUCGCUUAUCGAACUAUAUAUACUGUAUGUACACGAGUAGAUGGAUGGCGGAGAAGCCCUCCUGAUUCAUCAGAUGACAAUGAUGCUUUGACACAAGUGGUUUUGAAAAUCCCUCUCUCCAUAACAAUAGCCUGCUGGAAGCUGGAUAGGUGUUCUCCUUGCGUCAUACUGAAGUGGAAUUGUGUUUAUACUAUGGUCACAGGAUGAGUGUGUCCAAAAGUGUUUGGAGAAUAGCAUCACCACUGGUUCUCAUUGUACUCUUGGAUGCCGUCCAAUCCUUGGAUGUGGAAUGCGGCUAUGAGAGUCAACGGAACAUGGUGUCCUGUCGGUGUUUGGGGAAUGCACAAAGUGCGGGUUUUGAAGAUUUGAGUGACGUGGUCAAUGAUUAUGUGCGGGACCGGUUCUCGAACCUGGUCUUUCAUCAUGUGCAACUCCGGGAUUGUGACCGUGUUAUGAUCACACUCAACUUGAGAACGUUUUCCAUUGAAGGUCGUUACUUCAACAUAUCAUAUGUGAGUUUCAACAAGAUCCAAAACCUUGAUCUCUACAUCGAAAACAUUGACUAUGGAUACACCAACUUUGUGUUCGAGGAUGUCCGUCGUCUCAAGUUGUCCGGACGUUUGGACAAUCCAUCCACAUCAGUCCAGAUAUGGAGUCGAGAUUCUAACUAUGGAAUCGAUAGAAGCGACAUUCUGUUUCAAGAUUUUCUCGCCAGGUCCAGAAUUGAACUUAUCAACAUUCAAGAUGCGAACUCCGUUCGUGUUGUUGACUCGGCCUUUGAGAACCUUAGAAAAGCAGAGGUCAUUCGAACUGAUCGUUGCCAUGUUGGUCUUACAACUCUUACUGAGGUUGAUUGUUCCAACAUGGACGCGCUAUUUGUCUCCACUGUCCCUUACACAUCUUCAAAUGCCGUCCUUACACAUCCGGCCUUUAUCAUCGUUCUAGUCCUGAUAGUCAUAGCUGUUCUGGUUGGAAUUGCCGCUCUUAUUUAUGCCAAACAAUGGAAGAAGAAGAAAGAAUUGGAGCUCCUCGGCUUCCCGCCCCCUUCAUCCACCAUGUCAAGAGCCACGCCUCCAGCUUCAUCAGCCAGAUUGAGUAAUCGACAAUUCACUGUGCGCUCAUAAAACCCCAUUUUACUUGUG